Messenger RNA from Erythranthe guttata (spotted monkey flower), 6918 nucleotides. RefSeq names its product Phosphatidylinositol 3- and 4-kinase family protein. Gene Ontology annotation, biological process: phosphatidylinositol-mediated signaling; phosphatidylinositol phosphate biosynthetic process. Gene Ontology annotation, molecular function: 1-phosphatidylinositol 4-kinase activity. Lineage: Eukaryota; Viridiplantae; Streptophyta; Magnoliopsida; Lamiales; Phrymaceae. The record is from RefSeq and is a predicted model, not a curated record. Gene Ontology annotation, cellular component: plasma membrane; cytoplasm.
UUAGAAAGGGGUUUUUAAAAAUGUUAUUUUUGGGGCAAAUAAGGCAUUAACGAAAAUAUAGGGUCGAACUGUAGUUUCACAUAUGUAACUCCACAUUCAGAAAAAGAAAAGAAAAAAGAAUUACCUUUUAAGUUCUGACCGUUCCGUUGCUUUUUCCUAUUUUAUUGGGGAUAAUUGCGUAACACAAAAAAGGAAAUAAUAAAAAUAGAAAAGCUAACAAAAAUUAGAAAGCAAAAAAAAAAAAAAGAAGCACAGACAAAAACAAAAAGAUCUGAAAAACACGGAGGCGCGGUAACGUGUGUGCCCUCAACUCCAGCACCACGCAGGGCGAAGAAGACGAAGAGCGACAGCGACCUAACGACGCCGUUUCACCACCGCCAUUGGAUCUCCUCAUAUUUCCGCCUGUACUCAUAAACCCUAAUCUCUCGUAUUUGGUUUUCAGAAUCACCGCAUUUAGUCAUAAUUAUCCUUGACCGUCAUCUGCACUAGUUGAUCAAUGAGAAUUUACUCGAAAUUUGGACAAAUAUUGACGAAUCGGAGCUGAGCAUCGAGCUAUGGAGUCGUUGGUGGAGCUAUGUGAUUUAAUCGCGCAAAAUCCGACUCAAUUUCCUCAGAAAAUCGCAUGGAUUUGCAGCCGCUGCCCGCCGGCGGAGUCUCUGUUGACCGGAUCGCCUGUGGUUUCGAGGUCUCAGCUCCAUGCCAUACUCGCGGUCGCGCGAUUCCUCUCCAAAUGCCCGAAUUCCGACCACGAAACCCCCAAAUCGCUGCUCCUGGCUUUUUACCGCUCAAUUCCUUCGUCCUUUAAUCUCAAUUUCUGGCCGCAGGCGUAUUCCUCUGAGGCAAUUUCUUCAUUCUUCAACGAUUUAUUGAGCUAUAUUUCAAAAGCGGCAGAAUUGUCCCCUGAUUUUGCUAGCGAUGUGGCAAGAUUCACUGGGGAAGUUGUGAUUCAGACGAUAAGCAAUGCCGUUUCUAGUGUUUCUAGGGUUUUCUUAGAUGCACUGUGUUCAAAUUUCCCUCCAAUUCUACCUUCUGAUGCUAAUAGAUUGGUUUCUAUUCUUCUUGAUCGGUUGGAUGUUGUGGUUCCAAGCUCUCCAAGGGAGGCAAUUUCGAAUACCCCUGACGCGACUUCGGCUCAGAGCUCUCCCUUGAGUGUGAACCAUUACCAGUCUCCUGGUGUUGAGGGCAGCAUUGUUUCGACGGAGUCGACUAGCAGUGCGGCUACAAAGGACGAUGCAUCAUCUUCAAGGGGGAUUGUAGUGAAUGGUGGUGGGAGCAUUGCAUGGAAAAGCAAUGGUGAUUUGUUUGGUGCAAGUCUUGGGCUCAAUGACGGUGAGGCUUAUAAGAAGGUUGUAACUCUGUUUGAGGAGGAGUCGGUGGAGAGUCUUGAAAAACAAGAUAUUGUGUUCAAGUUAAUUGGACAUGUAUUUAGUAAGGUGGCUGUUGAGCCCCAGCUUAUGGAGCAAGUGCGAGGAAUUGCUAAGGAUCAACUCCAUUCGAUGCUUGCUUUUUUAAAGAUAAGGAAACGCGAUUGGUCCGAGCAAGGGCAGUUUCUGAAAGUUAGGAUCAAUAAGAAGCUAUCGGUGUACCAAUCUGCUGCUAGAUUGCAAAUCAAGACUCUAUCAUAUCUUGACACAGAAGGAAAGUCAUCAAAGAGACUGUUGCAUGGAGCUGUUGCAUUGUUGAUAGAGUCUGCAGAAGCAUGCUUGUUCUCUGUGUGGCGUAAGUUGAGAGCUUGUGAAGAGCUUUUUGGCUGUUUGCUUUCCGGGGUAUCUCAAGCAGCUGUGACUAGAGGUGGGCAGCUCCUCAGGGUUCUGCUCAUUCGGUUCAAACCCCUUGUGCUGGCUACUUGUGCUCAGGCUGACAGUUCAACGACGAACCAGGGAUCCAUGUUCGAAAGUGUCCUGAAAACAUGUUGUGAGAUAAUUGAAUUUGGAUGGACCAAGGACCGGUCUCCAGUAGACACCUUUAUCAUGGGAUUAGCUACUAGUAUUCGUGAACGAAAUGAUUAUGAGGAAGAGGAUGGAAAAGAGAAGCAGGCAGCCCCUCCUAUUCAGCUGAAUAUCAUACGUUUAUUAUCUGAGUUGAAUGUUUCUGUUCGGAAGCCUGAAGUCGUUGACAUGAUAUUACCCCUAUUUAUUGAGAGUUUGGAAGAGGGUGAUGCGUCAACUCCAGGAUUAUUGAGACUUCGGCUUCUUGAUGCUGUUGCUCGGAUGGCGAGUUUAGGUUUUGAAAAGUCAUACCGUGAAGCUGUGGUCUUAAUGACUCGGAGCUAUUUAGGUAAACUAUCUGGUAUUGGUUCUGCUGAAAGUAAAACCCAGGCACCUGAAGUCACAACCGAACGCAUUGAGACUUUACCUGCAGGAUUUUUGUUGAUCGCUAGUGGAAUUACGUGUAAUAAAUUGCGUCCAGAUUACCGUCACCGCUUGCUGUCACUGUGCUCAGAUGUGGGCUUGGCAGCUGAAUCAAAAAGUGGAAGGAGUGGGGCAGAUUUUCUUGGGCCUCUUCUGCCUGCCGUAGCUGAAAUAUGUUCUGAUUUCGACCCCAGUGUAGAUGUAGAACCUUCACUUUUGAAGUUAUUUCGGAAUUUGUGGUUCUAUAUUGCUCUCUUUGGGUUAGCACCUCCAAUACAGAAAACUCCGGCUACAGCAAAGUCAGUUUCAACUACACUAAAUAGUGUUGGCAGCAUGGGCAACAUUCCCCUCCAAGCUGUGGGUGGACCAUACAUGUGGAAUUCGCUAUGGUCAUCUGCUGUUCAGCGCAUUUCUCAAGGGACGCCACCUCUUGUUGUGAGCUCUGUAAAAUGGCUUGAAGAUGAGUUGGAGCUCAAUGCUCUUCACAACCCAGGCAGUAAACGAGGAAGUGGAAAUGAAAAAGCUGCUGUAACCCAAAGAACUGCCCUUUCUGCUGCUUUAGGAGGACGGGUGGAGGUUUCUGCAAUGAGUACAAUUUCAGGCGUCAAAGCAACCUAUCUAUUAGCUGUAGCGUUUUUGGAGAUAAUACGAUUUAGUAGCAACGGUGGUAUUCUAAAUGGAGGCCCAACUUCAACUGCUUCUCGAAGUGCAUUCAGUUGUGCAUUUGAAUACCUAAGAAGUCCUAAUCUUAUGCCAGCUGUUUCCCAGUGUUUGACUGCUAUUGUCCAUCGGGCAUUUGAAACAGCAGUAACUUGGCUGGAGGAUCGGGCAUCAGAUACUGGGCCAGAAGCUGCUGCUAGAGAGUCUACUCUCUCUGUCCAUGCAUGUUUCCUCAUAAAAAACUUGUCUCAAAGGGAUGAUAAUGUACGAGAUAUCUCUGUUAGUUUGCUAACUCAGCUUAGAGAUAAAUUUCCUCAGAUCUUGUGGAACUCGUUAUGUCUGGAUUCCCUGUUACUCUCAAUGCAUAAUGAUCCACCUUCUGCUGUAGUAAGCGACCCUGCUUUUGUUGCCAACGUUCGCUCUUUGUAUCAAAAGGUUGUUCGGGAAUGGAUUGUUGUCUCACUUUCAUAUGCUCCAUGCACUAGCCAGGGUCUUCUUCAGGAAAACCUUUGCAAAGCUAAUACAUGGCAAAGAACACAGCCUACAGCUGACGUCGUUUCUCUUUUGUCUGAGAUAAGGAUUGGAACGGGUAAAAAUGAUUGUUGGAAUGGUACAAAAACUGCAAAUAUCCCUGCAGUCAUGGCUGCUGCUGCUGCUGCUUCAGGAGGAAACUUGAAAUUGACUGACGCAUUCAAUUUGGAGGUUCUUGGUACUGGUAUGGUUAGUGCAACAGCAAAAUGUAACCAUGCUGGAGAAAUUGCAGGGAUGAGAAGGUUGUAUGAGAGUAUUGGUGGUCUUAAUCAAUCUACCGGUGGUCUAGAUCUGGACCUUCCAGUUCUGGGGUCCUCCACACAAUCACCACAACCCAAAAAUGAAUCCUUCAAUGAGAUAUUGCUUUCCAAAUUUGUGAGGUUGCUUCAGAAGUUUGUAAACAUUGCAGAGAAAGGGGACGAAGUAGACAAAUCAUCUUUUCGUGAAACUUGUUCUCAAGCUACAGCCUUGCUCCUCUCAAAUCUGGAUUCAGAUUCAAAACCAAACACUGAGAGCUUUUCGCAACUUCUACGCCUUCUUUGCUGGUGUCCAGCUUACAUAUCCACACCUGAAGCCGUGGAGACUGGAGUGUAUAUCUGGACAUGGUUAGUUUCUGCUGCUCCUCAGUUGGGAUCUCUUGUUCUUGCUGAGCUGGUAGAUGCAUGGUUAUGGACAAUAGACACAAAGCGAGGUCUUUUUGCAUCUGAUGCGAAGUGCUGUGGACCUUCUGCAAAAUUGAGGCCCCACCUUGCUCCUGGAGAGCCUCAGCCGCAGCCUGAGAAGGAUCCUGUUGAACAGAUAAUGGCUCAUAGGCUGUGGCUUGGAUUUUUUAUUGAUCGCUUUGAAGUAGUUCGACAUGAUAGCGUUGAACAGCUCUUGCUACUAGGUCGGAUGUUACAAGGCACAACAAAACUCCCAUGGAACUUUUCACGGCAUCCGGUUGCCACAGGAACUUUCUUUACUAUCAUGCUUUUUGGCCUGAAAUUUUGCUCAUGCCAAACGCAAGGGAACCUUCAGAACUUCCGAUCAGGACUUCAGUUGCUCGAAGAUAGGAUAUAUAGGGCCUCCUUAGGGUGGUUUGCUCGUGUACCUGAAUGGUAUGAUUUAAAUAACAAUAAUUUUGCUCAGAGUGAAGCUCAAUCUGUUUCAGUAUUCGUCCACCAUCUUUUAAAUGAAAAGGUGGACACAGCUCAACUUGAUCAGAAAUCACGGGGCGUUGAAAAUGGUAGUUCUUUAAAUGAUAUGAAGGAUCAAUAUCAUCCUGUUUGGGGUCUGAUGGAGAACUACGCUGUUGGACGGGAAAAGCGGAGGCAGCUGCUGCUUAUGCUGUGCCAGCAUGAGGCAGACAGGCUUGAGGUUUGGGCUCAACCAGUUGGUCCAAAGGAAAGUACUUCUCGGCUUAAAAUUAGCUCGGAGAGAUGGAUUGAAUUUGCAAGGACUGCCUUUUCUGUGGAUCCUUCAAUUGCUCUAUCAAUGGCUGCAAGAUUUCCAGCUAAUUCUGCUCUGAAGGGUGAAAUCACACUUCUAGUUCAAUCGAGUAUAUUGGAGAUACGCAGCAUUCCUGAAGCUUUACCUUAUUUUAUAACACCCAAAGCGGUGGAUGAGAAUUCAACACUUUUGCAACAGUUGCCUCACUGGGCAGCUUGUUCGGUCACACAAGCUUUGGAGUUCCUUACUCCGGCGUAUAAAGGUCACCCUCGCGUAAUGGCUUAUGUUCUCAGGGUUUUGGAAUCUUAUCCGCCUGAGAAAGUGACAUUCUUCAUGCCUCAGCUGGUUCAGGCACUAAGAUAUGAUGAAGGGAGGUUGGUUGAAGGAUACUUGCUUAGAGCUGCACAAAGGAGUGAUAUAUUUGCCCAUAUAUUAAUAUGGCAUUUACAGGGCGAGACUUCUGAUCCUGAAUCGGAGAAAGAUGGUGCACCAUCUGUCACGAAUACCUCAUUUCAAGAACUACUUCCUGCUGUUAGACAAAAAAUUAUUGAUGGUUUCAGUCCUAAAGCCCUCGACAUUUUUCAAAGAGAAUUUGAUUUCUUUGACAAAGUUACAUCUAUAUCCGGUGUCCUUUAUCCAGUGCCGAAGGAGGAAAGACGUGCUGGCAUAAGAAGGGAGUUGGAGAAAAUUGAAAUGGAUGGAGAUGAUCUCUACCUACCUACUGCUCAUACUAAACUUGUCAGGGGUAUUCAGGUUGAUAGUGGAAUUCCUUUACAAUCAGCAGCAAAAGUUCCUAUAAUGAUCACAUUCAAUGUGGUUGAUAGGGAUGGGGAUCAAACAGAUAUAAAGCCGCAAGCUUGUAUUUUCAAGGUUGGAGAUGACUGUCGACAAGACGUUCUUGCUUUGCAAGUUAUUUCCCUUUUGAAGGACAUCUUUGAAGCAGUUGGGCUCAAUAUAUAUUUGUUUCCCUAUGGAGUACUCCCAACUGGCCCAGAGAGAGGAAUUAUUGAGGUUGUGCCCAAUACGCGCAGUAGGAGUCAGAUGGGUGAGACCACUGAUGGUGGUCUAUAUGAGAUUUUUCAACAGGAUUUCGGACCUGUUGGUUCUCCAAGCUUUGAAGCUGCUCGCGAGAACUUCCUCAUUAGCAGUGCCGGAUAUGCAGUUGCUAGCCUCUUGCUUCAACCUAAAGACAGACAUAAUGGGAAUCUUUUGUUCGACAGUGUAGGCAGGCUUGUCCACAUUGAUUUCGGUUUUAUUUUUGAAAUUUCACCCGGUGGAAAUAUGCGAUUCGAGAGUGCUCACUUCAAACUGAGUCACGAGAUGACUCAGUUACUCGAUCCAUCUGGGGUGAUGAAAAGUGACACAUGGUACCAAUUCGUACGGUUAUGUGUAAAGGGUUACCUUGCUGCACGCCGAUACAUGGAUGGAAUCAUAAACACAGUAUCACUAAUGAUGGACAGUGGAUUGCCAUGCUUUAGCAGGGGAGAUCCUAUUGGGAAUCUUCGCAAGAGAUUCCAUCCUGAGAUGAGUGAACGUGAAGCAGCCAAUUUCAUGAUUCGAACAUGCACUGAUGCAUAUAAUAAAUGGACCACUGCUGGUUACGAUUUGAUUCAGUAUUUGCAGCAAGGCAUUGAAAAAUGAGUUUGUGUAUCUCGAUUGCUCGUAUUCUUUUUUUGGGGGGGUGGUUUUUUCUGAGGGAAUUAGUCAUUUUUUUUCUCGUAAUAUUUGUUAGGGAAUGGAUCACCACUACUCUAGUUCGGAUGUGUAUGCAAUUUUUGUUUUCCAGAUAGAACAGUGAAAAUGCCAACAAGAGCUGUUUGAGUGUGUUGUGGGAUUCCUCAAUUUGUAAAAAAAAUAUAGGUUGUAGUUCGAUUUUUUGUUUUUCAAAUUUGAAACCCGUUCAAGCUACACGAUAUUUAAUACGAAGAGUAAUAUUUCCUCUCUUUUU